AUGCAGUUUCCCCCGCGGUGGGAGUCGGGAGACCCUCGUGCGUGGGCAGGACAGGGUCGGGGGACGCGCAGGAUGAGCCCCUGGACCACGGGCACCUUCUUGCUGACAGUGUACACCAUCUUCUCGAAGGUGCACUCUGAUCGCGACGUGUAUCCAUCUGCUGGUGUCCUCUUCGUUCACGUUUUGGAGAGAGAGUCUUUUAAGGGAGAAUUUCCACCUUACCCCAAACCUGGAGAGAUUAGUAAUGAUCCCAUAACAUUUAACACAAAUUUAAUGGGUUAUCCAGACCGACCUGGAUGGCUUCGAUAUAUCCAAAGGACACCGUAUAGUGAUGGAGUCCUGUAUGGGUCUCCAACAGCUGAAAAUGUGGGGAAACCAACAAUCAUUGAGAUAACUGCCUACAAUAGGCGUACCUUUGAGACUGCAAGGCAUAAUCUGAUAAUUAAUAUAAUGUCAGCAGAAGAUUUCCCGUUACCAUAUCAAGCAGAGUUCUUCAUCAAGAAUAUGAACGUGGAAGAAAUGCUGGCCAGCGAGGUUCUCGGAGACUUCCUGGGGGCAGUGAAAAAUGUGUGGCAGCCGGAGCGUCUGAAUGCCAUCAACAUCACGUCGGCCCUGGACAGGGGCGGCAGGGUUCCGCUCCCUAUCAACGACAUGAAGGAGGGUGUGUAUGUCAUGGUUGGUGCAGAUGUCCCAUUUUCUUCUUGUUUACGGGAAGUGGAAAACCCACAGAACCAGUUGAGAUGCAGUCAAGAAAUGGAGCCUGUAAUCACCUGUGAUAAAAAAUUUCGUUCUCAAUUUUACAUUGACUGGUGCAAAAUUUCGCUGGUUGAUAAAACAAAGCAAGUGUCCACCUUUCAGGAAGUGAUUCGUGGAGAGGGGAUUUUACCUGAUGGUGGAGAGUACAAACCCCCUUCCGAUUCUUUGAAAAGCAGAGACUAUUACACGGAUUUCCUAAUUACAUUGGCUGUGCCCUCGGCAGUAGCACUGGUCCUUUUUCUAAUACUUGCUUAUAUCAUGUGCUGCCGACGGGAAGGCGUGGAAAAGAGAAACAUGCAAACACCAGACAUCCAACUGGUCCAUCAUAGUGCUAUUCAGAAAUCUACCAAAGAACUUCGUGACAUGUCCAAGAAUAGAGAGAUAGCCUGGCCCCUGUCAACGCUUCCUGUGUUCCACCCUGUGACAGGGGAAAUCAUACCUCCUCUCCACGCAGACAGCUAUGAGAGCACUAACAUGCCACUGAUGCAAACACAGCAGAACUUGCCACAUCAGACUCAGAUUCCCCAACAGCAGACUACAGGUAAAUGGUAUCCCUGA
Messenger RNA from Pipistrellus nathusii (Nathusius's pipistrelle), 1314 nucleotides. The record is from the annotation of a GenBank genome assembly. NCBI's taxonomy places the organism in Eukaryota, Metazoa, Chordata, Mammalia, Chiroptera, Vespertilionidae.